AUUCUCACUGCGCAUGCGCGGCUCAGGGAACACGCUGCGCGGUGAUCGCCGGUGCGCUGUGUCCCUCGGACAUAACGGAUCACGGAAAGAGCCGAAGAUGUCGGGGUUGGUCAUGUGAUCAGCUGUGUCCAAUCACAGCUGAUCACAUGGGACAUGUACACUGAUCAUCAGGGCACUGAUGAUCAGUAUGCCCUGAUGAUCAGUGUGGCCCCAGAAGUGCCACCUGUCAGUGAUCAUCAGUGCCACGUGCCAGUGCCCAUCAGUGCCACGUGCCAGUGCCCAUCAGUGCCACAUCAAUGCCACAUAUCAGUGCAUACCAGUGCACAUCAAUGCCACAUAUCAGUGCCCAUCUGAGCUGCCUUUCAAUGUCACCCAUCAGUG
Messenger RNA from Staurois parvus, 381 nucleotides. The record is from the annotation of a GenBank genome assembly. NCBI's taxonomy places the organism in Eukaryota, Metazoa, Chordata, Amphibia, Anura, Ranidae.